Aspergillus nomiae NRRL 13137 is the source of this 891-nucleotide messenger RNA. RefSeq names its product pyridoxal-phosphate dependent enzyme. The coding region runs from base 1 to 891 and encodes 296 amino acids. The transcript has 2 exons. The record is from RefSeq and is a predicted model, not a curated record. Gene Ontology annotation, biological process: L-serine metabolic process; pyruvate biosynthetic process; D-serine biosynthetic process. Lineage: Eukaryota; Fungi; Ascomycota; Eurotiomycetes; Eurotiales; Aspergillaceae. Gene Ontology annotation, molecular function: magnesium ion binding; serine racemase activity; ATP binding.
AUGGACCCCCAAUCCCUCGCCCAGUCCCUAACCCCCUCUAAAGUGCAUGCCGCCCACACCCUCAUAAAACCAUACAUCCACCGCACGCCACUGCUAACUAACAAAACCCUCAACGGAAUAGCCUCCACGCCGCAAACCCCAGAUGCCUUGAAGGGAACGCCCUACGAGGGACAGACACCGGCGAACCCGACCAUCCGAUUCUUCUUCAAAUGCGAGAAUCUGCAGCGCAUUGGCGCUUUCAAGGCCCGGGGCGCGUUUCAUGCUUUGCUGAGGUUGAUUGAGGAGAGGGGUGAAGAGGAGGUGCGGAGGAGGGGGGUUGUUACGCAUAGUUCUGGAAACCACGCGCAAGCCCUAGCCCUAGCAUCCUUCACGCUCAACAUCCCCUCCUACAUCGUCAUGCCCCGGAUCAGCACCACCUCCAAGAUCGCAGGGACAAGAGCCUACGCCAAGGAAAUCGUCUUCAGCGGGUCGACAAGCACUGAGCGUGAAGCCGUCGUCGCCGAGGUCCAGAGCCAAACGGGCGCCAUCCUAAUCCCGCCCUAUGACGACUUCAACAUUAUCUGCGGCCAGGGCACGACAGGUCUCGAAAUCGAAGAGCAGUACCUGGAACUGCUGGCGCAGAAUCCGCAGGUGAGUGCUCAUGGUUCGUCUGGGCCGAGUUUGGAUGCGGUGAUUACGCCUAUUGGUGGUGGGGGGUUGAAUUCCGGUGUGGCGACUUUCUUCUCGGAUAAGAAGACGAAGGUUUUUGGGGCCGAGCCGAGUUUUGAGGGGGCGGAUGAUUGUCGACGAGGGUUGGAAGCAGGGGAGCGAGUGGCCGCUGUCAAGUCGUUGACUAUUGGGGAUGGGUUACGGACGCGUUGGGCUGUUGAAUUGGGCGGUUAUCUCGGAUAA